GCAUCUCACGGUCGACUUGUGUCACAGCUCGUACACAAUUUCAUGACUUUCGCACGGUGAUUUAAUCAAGUAUGGACGGCCUCUUCGCACUCGGCUCAAACGGGUCGGGCCAGUUGGGCAUAGGGCACAAAGAGGACGUCUCCGUACCAAAACAAGUCGAGUUCGCCGGCGAGGCUCCUAAGGACGAGGUCGUGCAAAUUGCUGCGGGAGGCAAUCAUACCAUUCUCCUUACGAAAUCCGGAAAAGCAUACUGGUCCGGUGACUCGUCAAGUGGCGCCUGUGGAAUCGUGCAAGACACUGAAAAUACGGAAGUGUCUAAGUUUCGCGAACUAAUCCUCUCGAACUCGGAGCGCCUUGGCCCUGUCGCUCACGUAGCUUGUACCUGGGACUCGUCUGUCCUCGUUCUGAAGGAUGAGAAUAACAGGGCGACGCGAGUCUACAUGUGCGGGGUAGCUGAUAUGGGAUCGGCAAGCGCAAACUCGGAAUCAGCCACUUCCGGAACGCCGCAUUUACUCAGUGGUUUCCCUCCGCAAGGAACAGAAGUACAAAGCCUUGCUACUGGAUUUAGGCAUGUUAUCGCCUUAUUAGACAAUGGGGACAUUUAUGGCUGGGGUAACGGGCGAAAGGGUCAACUAGGAGAAUUAGCUGAUACGGCUGAUUUAAAAGGUGUAAUACACCAUCCUCAGAAAAUCAAUGGAAUUCCUUUCAAGGUAUCUCGUGCCGUAUGUUGCCAGUAUACGACCUGUCUCAUUAGUGAGCCUGGAGAUGGUCGGAUACUUGUUCUCGGAGCAGAUAAAUGGGGACUCAGAAGCGCCGCACCUAUUGAGAUACCUAACUGGAAUAUGAUAGGCGCAAGUUGGGGGAGUAUUUAUAUCCUACAGCGAAACGGUCAACUCGUCGCGUGGGGUCGGGAUGACCACGGCCAGCUCCCACCCCUGUUACUUCCAGAAAUAGAGAAUAUCGCUGUUGGAAGUGAGCAUGUUCUAGCGUUAACUAAGGACGGUGAUGUGUUGUCCUGGGGUUGGGGUGAGCACGGAAACUGCGGGCCACAAAUCGAGAAAUACGGAGAUGUCAAGGGACGAUGGAAUAUAUUGGCAUCUCUAAAGAACUUGCCGGAGGGAUCCAAGAUUACAGCUAUUGGAGCUGGAUGUGCUACGAGCUGGAUCAAUAUUACUACAGAAGGCGUUUACCUCUGAACUAUUAUUCUACCACAGUCAGACUUCGAAGACCCACCUAAUCAGCCAUAGCCUAACCUCCAGCCAAAUUUACGAACUUGCGAGAGUCG
Messenger RNA from Annulohypoxylon maeteangense, 1285 nucleotides. RefSeq names its product RCC1/BLIP-II. The coding region runs from base 72 to 1196 and encodes 374 amino acids. The record is from RefSeq and is a predicted model, not a curated record. NCBI's taxonomy places the organism in Eukaryota, Fungi, Ascomycota, Sordariomycetes, Xylariales, Hypoxylaceae. The transcript is spliced from 2 exons.